UCUAGGCCCACGAGACGCUUGCACUCGCGCGGCUCUCUCCGCUCUCCCCUCGCCGUGUUCGGGUAUGUCGUGCAUCGGCAUCGACGUCGGCUACGCCAACGGAGUUGUCGCGAUCGCCCGGCGCGGCGGCAUUGACAUCCUUGACAAUGAGGUGUCCAAACGGGCCACAGCGUGAGCAUCUCCCGGCCGCACCCUCGUCCUUCUCCGCCCUCGUUGCGAACGCUGGCGGCACCCGCGUCGCUGCUCCGCCGCCCCGCAGGUGCAUGGUCGGCUUCUCGGGCAGCGAGCGGAAGCUCGGCGAGGCUGCGCUCAGCGGGAUCACGUCCAACAUGACCAACACAGUGACGGGCCUUAAGGCCAUCGUGGGCAAAAAGUUCCACUCGGACGAGAUCCAGUCCGAGAUGCCGAAGGUAGCGUACAAGAUGAUCGACGUCGCGGGCAACGUCGGCAUCCCCGUCCACUACCGCGGCGAGGAGACCGUCCUCACCCCGGAGCGCAUCUUUGCCAUGUUCCUCAAGUCGCUGCAGGGCAUCGCCGAGCGCAACCAAGGCGCCCCCGUCACCGACGUCGUGCUCGCCGUGCCCGCAUACUUCACUGACGUCGAGCGGCGCGCUGUGCUCGACGCCGCCAAGGUCGUCGGCCUGAACGUGCUGCGGCUGAUGAACGACUGCACCGCCGCCGCCCUCUCGUACGGCAUCUACAAGACCGACUUGCCCGCCGACAAGCCGACCAACGUCGCCUUCGUCGACUGCGGCGCGAGCGACACCACCGUCUCCAUCGUCGAGUUUGUCAAGGGGAAGCUCAAGGUGCUCUCCGCCGCGUGCGAGCGCCACCUGGGCGGCGAGGACUUCACGCGCGUCAUCGCGGAGCACUUCAACGAGAUCUGGAAGGAGAAGCACGGCAUCGACGCCCACACCAACAAGAAGGCGUGGUUCCGGCUGAUGGUCGCCGCGGAGAAGACGAAGAAGGUUCUCUCGUCCAACCCGCAGGCGCCGAUCGCGAUCGAGUGCUUCAUGAACGACAUCGACGUCAAGGGGAUGCUCGAGCGCGACGAGUUCCUCGGCAUGUGCGCGCCGCUCAUGGCCAAGCUCGAGACGGUCAUCCGCGACGCCUUUGCCGGCUGCGGGAUCUCAAAGGAGGAGAUCGCGACGGUCGAGAUCGUCGGCGGCUCGUCGCGCGUGCCCGCCGUGCAAAAGGCCAUCUCCGAGUUCUUUGGGCGCGAGUGCUCCAAGACGCUCAACUUUGACGAGUGCAUCGCCAAGGGCUGCGCGCUGCAGGCGGCGAUGCUCUCGCCCGCCUUCAAGGUUCGCGAGUUCGAGGUCAAGGACGUGACGCUCUACCCGAUCGCCCUCUCGUGGUCGCCCACGGCGGCCGGCGCGCAGACGGACGCGAUGGAGGUGGAGGGCGAGGCGGACGCGGCGCCGAAGGCGGGCGCCUCCUCGUCGGUCGUCUUCCAGAAGUUCAACGCGGUCCCAAACUCGAAGAUGCUCACCUUCUCGCGCAAGGGCACCUUCACGCUCUCGGCGGCGUACGACGACUCGGUCUCCCUGCCGGGCGGCUUCUCGCCCUCGCUCAACGAGUUCACCAUCUCGGACAUCCCGCAGCGCCUGGACGCAGAGGGGAAGCCAGAGGCGUCCCGCAUCAAGGUCAAGCUGAAGCUCGACCUGAACGGCGUGCUCUCCCUCGAGUCGGCCGUCGUCCUCGAGGAGGAGGUGGUGAUCGAGGAGGCGCCGCCCGCCGAGCCCGCGCCCGCGCCCGCGCCGGAGGCGCCCGCGGGCGGGGAGGCGCCCGCGGAGGGGGCGGAGGCCGCGGACGCGGAGGCGGCGCCGGAGCCGGAGCCGGCGCCGGCGCCGGCGCCGGCCGAGGAGAAGAAGCGGUCGAAGAAGGUGAAGCGGAUCCCGGUGACGGUGAGCGAGGCAAAGUCGGUGGGCAUGAGCGCGCAGGAGCUGAUGGAGGCGCAGGAGGAGGAGGGGAAGAUGGCGAUCGAGGACAAGCGCAUCAAGGAGAAGGCGGACGCGAUGAACCAGCUCGAGGAGACGAUCUACUCGAUGAGGGACAAGCUCAGCACCUCGCUCUCUGCCUUCUCGACGGAGGACGAGAAGUCGCCUCUCAUGGCGCUAUUGACCUCGCUCGAGGACUGGCUGUACGAGGACGGCAUGGACGUGGAGAAGUCGGUCUACGACGCAAAGUACGCCGAAAUCAUGGACAAGUGCGGCCCGAUCGAGGCGCGCGCGCGCGAGGCCGACCUGAGGCCCGACGCGAUCGGCGAGCUGCGCAAGGCGCUCGCGCGCUUCUCCGAGUUUGUGGGCAGCUCCGAUGAGGCGUACGCGCACAUCGAGGCGGACGACAAGGCCAAGGUCGCGGCCGAGGUGGAGGCGGCGACGGCGUGGCUGUCGGAGGCGGAGGCGAAGCUGGCAGCGAGCCCCGCCACCGCAGACGCGCCCAUCAAAUCGGCCGAGAUCACGGCCAAGGCGAGCGCGCUGGAGGGCGUGUGCAACCCCAUCAUGCGGAAGCCCAAGCCGGCGCCCAAGGUGGAGGCUGCACCGCCCUCGCCCGCGCCGGCAGAGGCGGAGCCGGCGCCUGCCGCCGAGGGCGACGACGCGGCGGCGGAGCCUGCGGCCGCGCCGCCGCCGCCUGCGGGGGCGGAUAUGGACGUCGACUAAUGAUCCAGACGCAUUCUGGGGGCGCGGCACGGGGAGUUGCCCCGGCGCUGCGGUGGAGGCUGAGCACGCGCGGCACGUGCGUGCGCGAGCGGCGAAAGAGGCCUAGCCGGUUGCUGCUCGAUCGAUCAAGGUCGGAGGUGAUGCGGUGGUUUCCACUAGGGGGCGUGGCUUUAAUAUGCAUUUAUGCCAGUGAGAAAAAAUUGAUAGAGUGAAAUAAAUUGCUAAUUGGCGUUUUGGUAUUUGGAAUCGACGCGAUGUGC
Messenger RNA from Emiliania huxleyi CCMP1516, 2923 nucleotides. RefSeq lists its product as hypothetical. The record is from RefSeq and is a predicted model, not a curated record. The coding region runs from base 147 to 2663 and encodes 838 amino acids. Gene Ontology annotation, molecular function: ATP-dependent protein folding chaperone; ATP binding. The transcript is spliced from 6 exons. NCBI's taxonomy places the organism in Eukaryota, Haptophyta, Isochrysidales, Noelaerhabdaceae. Gene Ontology annotation, biological process: protein folding. Gene Ontology annotation, cellular component: cytosol; nucleus.